This is a messenger RNA of Brienomyrus brachyistius, 2537 nucleotides long. Its product is annotated as achaete-scute homolog 4-like. The record is from RefSeq and is a predicted model, not a curated record. The transcript has 2 exons. NCBI's taxonomy places the organism in Eukaryota, Metazoa, Chordata, Actinopteri, Osteoglossiformes, Mormyridae. The coding region runs from base 1017 to 1562 and encodes 181 amino acids. Gene Ontology annotation, molecular function: RNA polymerase II transcription regulatory region sequence-specific DNA binding; DNA-binding transcription factor activity, RNA polymerase II-specific; protein dimerization activity. Gene Ontology annotation, biological process: developmental process; regulation of transcription by RNA polymerase II.
AAUGCUCCUAUAAUUUAACUACUACGUCUACUGAAAACACAUAAUGGACUUUCAUGAUGAAAAAAAAAAUUGGUAAAAUCACCGUAUGUCUUUUUACAUAAAUUAUUGUCCUGUAAAUACAUUUUUGGGGAAAUGUAUAUUUCAUAAAUUUUACAAUGUAUACAGAGGAUCCCUAAGGAACAAACGCGCAAAGCAUAUUUUCUCUCGCACUAAAGUGAAAUGUGAGUCAGUUUUUGAAUGCAGCGAGCAUUUAAACAUCACAAUUAUGUUCAGUUGCUUUAGCUAAGACUACCAAGUUCUUUAAUUUAAGCAGAAUCAGCAUACGAAUCCUUUUAUUCGCAAUGUACAAAAAGUAUAAGGUACUUGUUUUGGUACAGGCGGUGGCAUGAACAUACAAUUUGAAGAUACUGUAAAAACAAAAAUACACAAAAAAUACAUGGAAUAAAAACAGAAAUAGCAAAAUUAAAGUGCGCUAUUAAUAAAUAAAUAAAAACAUUCAUUUGAGGUUAUCUAAAUUUCAUAUGAUUUCUAAAUACAGCACAUUUGGGCUAUUUUAGUAAAAUGAAUUUUAUGUUAUUAUACACUGUUGCUAUUUUCUGAUGUAUACUGGCAUAUUUUGUUAUAUAUUAUUCUGUUACAUUUAAAUAUGACGAACUAUGCAUAUCACGAAAUAUGAUAAUAUAAUGCCAUGGGAGUAUAGCAAGCUCAGGACUGUUUGCGCCAUGUAAAUUAGAGAGGAUGGGAGAGGGUUAACCGACCAGAACCCGAUCUUAUCACACUUCUGGUAAUCUGAUUUAUGAAAGUAAUACUGGAAAAAAAACAAGGCAAAUACUUCUUUUCUGAUGCCCCCGCAGAGCAGUACAGUGUCACAUGCACAGUAGCGGAGCUGACAAGAAGGCUGGGUUUGGCGAAGAGGUAUUUCGGACUCUGCCCCUCCGCACAUUUCUUAAUUUCUUGGGGUCUAGCGUCUGAGACUCGUGAUUAUAAUGUAAAUCAUCAUCUAAGUGGAGAGGAACAUGACAACCGAACGUCAGCAAAGUUACUUCGAGCGGCUCCAGUAUCCGCGCUCCAUAGCUCUUGGCUUCACGAAGGACCAAGCCGGCGCAUCCUUCCGGGAUGCUUUUGGGGUGCCCUUCCACUUUGAGCCCGCUUACCUGGAUCCCAGCUGCUGUCACGGCUACACCGGGCGCUUUUCCUACUUGCAGUUCCCCGGACAUUUGGGCGUGUACGAUUGUUCAUUCGAACCAGCGUUCAUCCGCAAGCGAAACGAAAGGGAGAGACAGCGAGUUCGGUGCGUCAACGAAGGUUACGCACGACUCCGGGAGCACCUCCCGCAGGAGUUUGAGGAUAAGAGACUCAGCAAAGUGGAGACGCUUCGCGCGGCGAUAAAUUACAUAAAACAUUUGCAGAGAGUCUUGGAGCUGCACGUGUCUGACGCGAAGGAUGGACUGCGGUCGCCGGGAAACGUGCGAAGUCCACCCAGGGUGCUGCACCAAGCAGAAUGCAACAGCGACGGGGAGUCCAGAAACAGCCUGAGCGACUGUGGGGAAACAAACUGUUAAAGCAAAUCGAAUUAGUAAACAUUUAAAAUAAAAGCUGUUUGUGAUAGCAAUGGCGCAGCAGGCUAUUUACAAUAGCGAGGGGUAACGGCUAUGAUUUUUGUGCAGCAUUGUACAUGUGUCAGCAUUUAGUGUCAGAUAAGACAUCCUGUUUAUUUGUAAUUCAUAAUGUAAGACGGCAUUGAUUCAGUGACAUCUAUAAAUAUGAUGGUAACUCAGGGCGCAUAUUUCCUAAUGUCGAACAGUGACAGUGUAAAAUAAUGAAAAAUAUGAGUUCGUCUAAUCGAGUUUAUUAAGUCUAUGAGGUUUUGUACAUUUCUUUACUAUGUCGACUAUACGGGAAAUCCUAAUCUCCGCUUUUGAUUAUCUUCGUACGAUAUUUCCAACCUGCUGUGAUUUCAGUUCAUACUGGAUGUCAGGGGCACGAUAAAAGUGCCGGGGGGGGGGGGGGGGGGGAUUUGGACCAUUAAUAGAUUGACCUGGGUUGGAGGCCCAAUAUGAUACGCUUUCAUUGGGCACCCCUAAUCAGAGUAUCAGAUGCUGUAUCACUUGAUUGUAUUGCAGAUUGUUAGGUUGGACUAAACAUCUAGAUUUACAUUGUCCUUUAUGAGGCAAUAAUACAGACCUACGUAUGUUACUGUUUUUCAUAGCCAUAUAGAUAGAUAGAUAGAUAGAUAGAUAGAUAGAUAGAUAGAUAGAUAGAUAGAUAGAUAGAUAGAUAGAUAGAAGGCUCAAAGAAGAAGUUCAAGUAUACAUGCAUACUGUAUAUACAGGCUGUAUAAAUAGGCGGGAAUACAAAAAUGCUUGGGGGCAUAGCUAAUAAAAAUAGAUUGUCAGUUAAUAAAUUCUCGCUUUUAUGUAGGCUAUGCGAUACAUGUUUUCAUUGAGGCGGUUACGCUGUUAAACAGCCACAAACACAAAAGUAUCACUUUUGUUUUGCUCAGGUAUUGAAAACAAAUAAAAGCAUCUAAACGUUGA